Molecule: messenger RNA, 1017 nt
Organism: Gopherus flavomarginatus (Mexican gopher tortoise)
Lineage: Eukaryota; Metazoa; Chordata; Testudines; Testudinidae
Gene: MLANA
Product: melan-A
Exons: 8
Coding region: 408-893 (161 amino acids)
Cellular component (GO): melanosome; endoplasmic reticulum membrane; trans-Golgi network
Source: RefSeq, a predicted model, not a curated record
CCGCCUCCCCGCGCCCCGGCAACGGCGGGGGCUGCGGAGCCCGGGGCUCCCGCUCUCCGCCAGCGGUGCGGAGCCGCCUCACGGCCACCGCCGCACCCCGCUCCAUAGAGAGACCGAACCGGCGCUGCCCGGCAGCCUGCGCGGACGCUGCUCUGCAAGAAUGCUACGGGGCCGGGGAAGGGUCAAACCACCUCGAUGCAAUAUAUCAAUCCCAGAAUGUGCUCCCGUCAACUCCGGAACUCCACCAGAGCAAGCGGCGGUAGCAGAGUCGACAGAGGGAGCUGCGGCCGUCAAUCCCACACCAUGAGGAUGGGAGAUAUUAUGGAGCACACAGCAAGCAGCAACAACAAUGAGAAUAUUGCUUUCGCUGAGGUCUAACCUACAUCAGUAGCUAACCGCCUGUGUGCAUGAUACACCCAUUGAGCAGUUGUGAUCAUUGGAGGACUUCUGGCUUUCUCAGGGAUGACAUUCAGGUCUUUUGGUUUCAACAUUGUCUGGAUGUAUACAACUACUGGCUUCCUACAAGGUGUGACCAAAACCAGUCCUACAAAAUGCCCAAAGGAGAUCACCAAACAAAUGGCAUCUUCAGUAGAGGAAAGCAAUAUACUUAUCUUGCAGCAGAAGAAGCUGCAGGUAUUGGAAUCCUUGUGGUGGUUCUUGCAGUUUUACUGAUCAUUGGCUGCUGGUAUUACAAAAGGCGAUGUGGCUAUAAAAACCUUCGGAGUAAAAGCUCACAUGCUGGCACUAUGAGAAGAGUGGCAGGUGAAGAUGCCCCACUGGAUUGCAAAGCACUUUUACAGGAGUACAGUAACUUUAAUUCUGUGGUACCUGAUGCUCCACCAGCAUAUGACAAAAUCUCUGCAGAUCCAUUGCCACCACCUUAUUCACCAUGAUGUUGAGUCAGUCUUAAACUCCAGGAAUACAAAUUGAUUCUCUUUGUGCUUUUGCUUAAACUCAUGUGCAAACCUAGCAUUCUUUAUGGGUAAACUGUAAUAAUAAAGUAUACAUUUCCAUGAA